CAGCCCAGCCCGGCCCGGCCCGGCCCGGAGCGGAGCGCGCUGCCCCGGCAGUCCCAGCAGCCGCCAAGCUGGAGGAGCGACGGAAGCCGGAGCCCCGGAGGAUGGAGGAUGAGGCAGUGCUGGACAGAGGGGCUUCCUUUCUUAAGCAUGUAUGUGAUGAAGAAGAAGUGGAAGGUCAUCACACUGUCUACAUCGGGGUCCAUGUGCCUAAGAGCUAUAGGAGGAGGAGACGUCAUAGAAGAAGACCUGGGCACAAGGAGAAGAGAGAGAGAGAGAAAUUCUCUGAGAAUUACUCUGACAAAUCAGACGUAGAAAAUGCUGAUGAGACAAGCAGCAGCAUCCUUAAACCACUCAUUUCCCCUGCCGCUGAGCGCAUCCGUUUCAUCUUGGGUGAGGAAGAUGACAGCCCUGCGCCCCCUCAGCUCUUCACUGAACUGGAUGAGCUUUUGGCUGUUGAUGGACAAGAGAUGGAAUGGAAGGAGACUGCAAGGUGGAUUAAGUUUGAAGAAAAAGUGGAAGAAGGUGGAGAGAGAUGGAGUAAACCCCAUGUUGCUACACUGUCCUUGCACAGCUUGUUUGAACUGAGGACAUGUAUAGAGAAGGGAUCUAUCAUGCUGGAUAUGGAGGCCUCAACUCUCCCUCAGGUGGUGGAGAUGAUUGUUGAUAAUCAGAUUGAGACGGGACUUUUGAAACUGGAUAUGAAGGACAAGGUUACCUACACGCUGCUCAGGAAGCAUCGGCACCAGACUAAGAAAUCCAACCUGCGCUCUCUGGCUGACAUCGGGAAGACCGUCUCCAGUGCAAGUAGGAUGUUUACCAACCCUGAUAAUGGCAGUCCAGCCAUGACUCAUAGAAAUCUGACUUCCUCCAGUCUGAAUGACAUUUCUGACAAACCUGACAAAGAGCAGCUGAAGAAUAAAUUUAUGAAGAAAUUGCCCCGGGAUGCUGAGGCUUCCAAUGUGUUGGUUGGUGAGGUAGACUUUUUGGAAAGCCCUUUCAUUGCCUUCGUUCGGCUGCAGCAAGCAGUUAUGCUGGGUGCUCUGACAGAAGUCCCCGUACCUACCCGAUUUCUAUUCAUUUUGCUGGGUCCUAAGGGCAAAGCUAAAUCCUAUCAUGAGAUUGGUCGAGCCAUUGCCACUUUGAUGUCUGAUGAGGUGUUCCAUGACAUUGCCUAUAAAGCCAAAGACAGGCAGGACCUGAUUGCUGGAAUUGAUGAGUUUCUUGAUGAAGUCAUUGUGCUUCCACCUGGCGAGUGGGACCCAGCUAUCAGGAUAGAGCCCCCCAAGUCUCUCCCCUCUUCUGAUAAAAGGAAGAACAUGUAUUCAGGUGGUGAGAAUGUACAGAUGAAUGGAGACACACCGCACGAUGGGGGCCAUGGAGGUGGUGGCCACGGUGAUUGUGAAGAACUACAGCGAACUGGCAGAUUUUGUGGUGGCUUAUUCAAAGAUAUAAAAAGGAAAACACCUUUCUUUGCCAGUGAUUUCUAUGAUGCUUUAAAUAUCCAAGCACUUUCAGCCAUUCUCUUCAUCUACCUGGCCACAGUAACCAAUGCUAUCACAUUUGGAGGACUGCUGGGCGAUGCUACAGACAACAUGCAGGGUGUGCUGGAGAGCUUUCUGGGCACAGCAGUCAGCGGAGCCAUCUUUUGCCUUCUUGCUGGUCAGCCACUCACAAUUCUGAGCAGCACAGGACCUGUCCUUGUCUUUGAAAGACUUCUCUUUAAUUUCAGCAAAGACAAUGACUUUGAUUACUUGGAGUUUCGUCUCUGGAUCGGCCUUUGGUCUGCCUUCCAAUGUCUCAUUCUGGUUGCAACUGAUGCCAGCUUCCUGGUGAAAUACUUCACUCGCUUCACAGAAGAAGGGUUUUCCUCCCUGAUUAGCUUCAUCUUCAUUUAUGAUGCUUUCAAGAAGAUGAUCAAGUUAGCAGACUAUUACCCAAUCAAUUCCCAUUUUAAAGUGGACUAUAUCACCCAAUAUUCUUGUGCCUGCCUGCCACCAGACCCAGUUAAUAGCUCACUAUUUAAUGAGACAACAGAGCCAACAUCUACCUGGUUGACUAGAUCCUCUGCUGAGAUGUUCAACAGUACUAUUGACUGGUCAUCUCUGGCAAAGGAGGAGUGUUUGAAAUAUGGAGGACAGCUUGUAGGCAAUAACUGCAAAUAUGUACCUGAUAUCAGCCUCAUGUCUUUUAUCCUCUUCUUUGGUACCUACACCUGCUCUAUGGCCCUGAAGAAAUUCAAGACCAGUCACUAUUUCCCAACCACUGCCAGGAAGCUCAUCAGUGACUUUGCCAUUAUCUUGUCCAUUCUGAUUUUCUGUGGAAUAGAUGCUCUGGUAGGUGUGGAUACACCAAAACUAAUUGUGCCAAGUGAAUUUAAGCCGACCAGUCCCAACAGAGGCUGGUUCAUUCCACCAUUUGGAGGAAAUCCCUGGUGGGUUUACCUUGCAGCUGCCAUCCCUGCUCUGCUGGUGACUAUUCUUGUCUUCAUGGACCAGCAAAUAACAGCUGUCAUUGUCAACAGGAAAGAACAUAAACUUAAGAAAGGUGCUGGAUAUCAUCUGGACUUGUUUUGGGUGGCUGUUCUGAUGAUCGUCUGUUCCUUCAUGGGCCUGCCUUGGUAUGUUGCUGCUACUGUGAUCUCCAUUGCACACAUUGACAGCUUGAAGAUGGAGACAGAAACCUCAGCGCCAGGAGAACAACCCAAGUUUCUGGGAGUAAGGGAACAGAGGGUAACUGGUAUCAUUGUGUUUGUUCUGACUGGUGUGUCUGUUUUUAUGGCUCCCAUCUUGAAGUUUAUUCCCAUGCCUGUGCUCUAUGGGGUGUUCCUGUACAUGGGCGUUGCUUCUCUCAAUGGAGUGCAGUUCAUGGACCGUCUCAAGCUGCUUCUGAUGCCUCUGAAACAUCAGCCUGACUUUAUCUACCUGCGUCAUGUCCCUUUGCGCCGGGUCCACCUAUUUACGUUCCUGCAGGUGGUCUGUCUGGCUCUCCUGUGGAUACUCAAGUCAACUGUGGCUGCUAUCAUAUUCCCAGUCAUGAUCCUGGCACUUGUUGCAGUGAGAAAAGCCAUGGACUACCUCUUUUCCCAGCAUGACCUCAGUUUCCUUGAUGACAUCAUUCCAGAAAAGGACAAGAAAAAGAGAGAGGAUGAGAAGAAGAAAAAGAAGAAGAAGGGCAGUCUGGACAGUGACAAUGAUGAUUCUGACUGCCCCUACUCAGAAAAAGUCCCAAGUAUUAAAAUUCCAAUGGACAUCAUGGAACAGGAACCUUUCCUAAGUGAUAGCAAACCUUCCGACAGAGAAAAAUCACCAACAUUCCUUGAGCGCCAUACGUCGUGCUGAAAAAAUUCCUUUUCUUCAGUCACACACUAUGCCAAGCUCUCCACAUACUCCAGUGAAAGUUGUGCCUCAAAUUAGAAUAGAACUUGAGCCUGAAGACAAUGGUUAUUUCUGGAGGAGCAAGGGAA
This is a messenger RNA of Alligator mississippiensis (American alligator), 3463 nucleotides long. RefSeq names its product solute carrier family 4 member 4 (gene SLC4A4). The transcript is spliced from 26 exons. NCBI's taxonomy places the organism in Eukaryota, Metazoa, Chordata, Crocodylia, Alligatoridae. Gene Ontology annotation, cellular component: basolateral plasma membrane; plasma membrane. Gene Ontology annotation, biological process: transmembrane transport; monoatomic anion transport; regulation of intracellular pH. The record is from RefSeq and is a predicted model, not a curated record. Gene Ontology annotation, molecular function: monoatomic anion transmembrane transporter activity; sodium:bicarbonate symporter activity; solute:inorganic anion antiporter activity. Bases 102 to 3338 code for a protein of 1078 amino acids.